UUGAGUUUGAAUUACCAUAAAUGCACGCUGUUUGGGUUUGAAAAACUGCGGGGUGUCUCGCCUAAUUUAUAUUUUCUCUGAGUCAAGGGCAAUUAACUGCGGUUCUCUUGUUCCUUUAGAUAGGUCAUACCAAUAAUAAUUUGGAAUUUUUACUCGUUCAAGAGAAUACGACUUUGGUAUUGUCGAAAUUUCGAAAUUCGAACCCGUUCUUCUUCGAGGCUUUUACGAAUGGUGCUCGUGUAGUUUGUCGUCAAGAAGUAUUCCUAAAUAUUCUCGAACAAGGUGAAAAUAAUUGUGAAUACGAUAGUCAGAAGACAUAAUGUUCGUUAUACUUGUUGGUCUUAUUUUGUGCACAACGUUUGUCACUUCAAACGAAAAUUACGAGGGUCCAUCGAUCCUUUCAAAUCCAGUAGACACCAUAGCACAGCCAGGGAUUGACAUAUCACUGUACUGCAUCACACGUGGUCAACCCACACCCUCCGUGACCUGGGAGAAGGAUGAUGUUCCCUUAAAAGGCAAUCAUUUUGAUGUAUUGCAAAACGGUGGUCUUCGCCUGAAGAAAGUGGACGAAUAUCGUGAUAGUGGAAAUUACCGCUGCCGUUCGAGUAAUCCAGUUGGAGUGAUCAAAAGUCUUCCAGCCAGGCUCGACUUUCCUUUUCUAGAUAAAUUUUCCCAACCGUUUCAAAAAGUAAAGGCGAACAACGCCGAUGCUGUAAUUCUACGAUGUCAAAUUCCUAACAUGAAACCGCGGAAUUUGCGAACUGUUCGUUGGUCAAAGAAAGAUUUUCAGUAUACCGACCUACUCCCUCCUCUGGAAGAUGCACCCCACUACACGGUGGGUUACAACGGCGAUCUCUAUUUCUCUUACGUCACAACAGCCGACUCGGGAAGUUACGUGUGCGUAGUUGGGAACACAAUGCUUGGUCGCACAGAGAAAAGAACUUUAAAGCUUGCUGUUGCAGUUCCGAUAGAACAAAGAUACGAAGUGAAAGAACCAGGUAUCUUCAGUGACUUUAAAGAACCAAAAUACGCCAUUAAAGGGAAAACAUUUGUCUUGGAAUGCAUUGCACAUGGCAGACCUGUUCCUCUCGUCUCUUUGACGCGUUUGGGCCAAAAGGAAGAGCUGGGGAAAACGUCGUCGAACAAGAGGCAAUAUGUCAUUUACAAUUUUGACGCAAAGAAUGCUGGGACGUAUGUUUGCAGAGCGAGAAAUAGUUACGGUGACUGGUACGAGGCAACCACUACAGUCACAAUGCUAGAGGAAACUCAGUGGAUUAAACGACCUACAGACGCUUCAGUUGACGUAAAUUCCAGCUUGACAUUGCAAUGCGAGGCUAAAGGUGUACCUCCCAUCACUUACGCAUGGUUCUACAACGGAAUAAGAAUGAUGUCAUCGGGUAACAAGAUGAAUUGCGUCAUAAAUGAGGGAUCGCUGUGGUUUCCCAGCGUGCAAGUUGGCUACAGUGGGAUGUACCAAUGUGAGGCGUCAGACAGCGUAAAAAGGUUAAUGACGUCUAUGAGACUUUCUGUGAAAGCUGCUGCACCAAGUUUUACGAAUGGGGCCAUCGCUCCUGACGAAGUAACAAACGCCGUCGUGAGUGGAACAAUUAGUCUUCGUUGUAAGCCCAUUGGUUCACCCAAGCCACAAAUCUUUUGGUUUAAAGGCUCGACGAGACUUUCUUCAAAUGGCAAAUACACCGUGGAUAGUGAUGGAUUUCUACGUAUACAUGAUGUGAAAAAGAGUGAUAGGGGAACAUAUAUGUGCGUUGGACGCAAUUCGUUUGGAGUUGCACGAAAAGAGACGUAUCUUCUUGUAAAAAAUGGUCUGGUAAUUGUAAACUUUCCCAGACACUUGGAUGCAAUUGUUGGACGAAAUCUGACGAUUGUUUGCGAAGUGGCACUGGAAACGAAGUCCGUAGUCACGUUUAAAUGGUCGCAAAACCUGCAACCCUUAACCGAAAGGAAUAUCAAAAUUACGAACACCGAAAGGAGAAGCGUUUUGUUCAUAAACUCCCUCACCAAAAAAAAUUCGGCAGUUUACAUUUGCGAAGCAAUUGCUGAUGGCUUGGCAACAGCUGGAAGAAGCAAAGACAUAGCAGACAUUAGGAUACAAGUUGAAGGCCCUCCGGAGCCCCCGAUUUGGAUCAGUGUGAGUGCAGUUCGAAAGCAUCACGUCAACAUAACGUGGAAAACACGUGAUGUAUCCGAAAAUUGGAACAGAAAGCCCACAAUCAUUGUUGAAUAUAAAACAUUGUACGAAAAAGACGUUUGGUAUUCAAUUGGAGAUGCAAGGAUAGCAGGGGAUAAUAUGGUUGAGAUUAAAAUCUCCCCGUGGGCAUUCUACAUCUUUCGUAUUGUACUGAUGAACGAGAUUGGACGAAGUCAACCCAGUCCUGAAAGUGGGUUGAUACAAAGUCCUGCAGCUGCUCCUGACAAAGCUCCUUCAAAUAUAACUGGUUCGAGUGACACUGCCACUGAACUCACAAUAUCUUGGAAGCCUUUGAAACCUAUUGAGCACAACGGACCCGGAUUGAGCUACGCCGUAUUCUAUCGUCGCGUCUCGGAUCCAUCGCCUAUGAUUCGCGUUCCGGUGGAGGAGACGACCGCAAAAAGCAAACUGGAACACACGAUUCGGGACACGGAAUUCUAUGAGCAAUUCGAGUUUCAAGUUCAGGCAAUCAAUGCACUGGGCCAAGGUCCUAGAAGUGAGAUCGUUUAUGGGCAUUCAGGAGAAAAAUCUCCUGUUGGUGAACCACGUAAUUUACGCGUUCAAAUUAUCAACAGCCGGUCUGCCAGGGCGACGUGGAGUGGCAUAAAAAACGAUCGAAAAACGCGCCGAGGAAAGCUGCUUGGAUACAAGGUCUACUAUUGGUCAACGCAAUAUGGACUGCGGCCGUCUGACGCUAAUUAUGAGCCCACAGAUGAUACGGUUACUGUGGUUGGUUUGGAAUCCUUUACCACAUACUUCUUUCAAGUUGUCGCGUACAACAGUAAAGGUGAUGGUCCUGGGAGCAAUAUAGUUGGACCGCUCUCAACACCUGAAUCAGUGCCCGGGACGCCAUACAGCCUUGAUGUUGUAAUGAAGAUACCCGAAGUGACAUUAAAAUGGAAGCCGCCAUUAAAAACAAAUGGAAUCAUGGUUGGUUAUCAGGUGACGGUGAGGAAGCUUCCCAUUGGACAAAUAAACAUCAUUGAUGUGAGCAAUCAAAGACUUGAGCAGGAGUUUGAGGCACUGGAUUUGAAUGCCAAAUACCAGUUCGCGCUUUUAGCUCGCAACAGAGUUGGAUUUGGCCCGCCUCUUGUCCUAAAUAUCGAUUUGGGAAAAGUACCUAAAAGAGCUCCCGAGGACGUUUAUAUCGCAGUGAACGCAAGAGAAAACACAGCAACAAUCAAAUGGUCAAAGGUCGAGGGAGAGAUAAACGGCUAUCGGGUGACCUACUGGAAUACCAAAGACGGUCCAGAAAAAUCGACAAUGUUUCAAGAAGUCGACGAAAAAGAUGCGAGGCAGGUGGUUGUAAAUUUGAAGGAUAAACUUACGUAUAUGUUUCAAGUUCAAGCCUACGUGGAGUUUGGCGACAGUAUUGUCCUUGGCCCAAUAUCUAGUGUUCAGUCUUCCCCAACAGAAGACCCUCUGUCGGAUACGAAUUCAGCCACCGUCUCACAUGCAAGAACGUGGCUGUUCAUCUUGGGUUAUUGUUUGGUGGUCUGUUAUGUGGCACAAUAAAUCCGAGCCACCAAUGUCCUGAACAUACAACACCUGAUUACUUUAAGCUUCGAAAGCAUUGAAAAGAUUAUCAUUGACAGUGACAAAAAAUUUUUCAAACUACAGAGUAGUAUAGCAAUUUUAUAUUAUAAAAUUUUAUUGGUAAAUAUGUCUUUCUGCAUUACAAGGAAGAUACCCUGCAUCAUGUGAAAUAGCGUAUCCGGGGAAGGUCAGAAUAUUGAAUACGCUACCAAACAUAUAAUUUAACAUAUUUUAAAACAAACAAGUAUUUUAGCCUAUCCUGGAUCGCACGUAUUACGUAAACAAGGUGCCAUAAGAGGUAACAUUGAAGUAAAAGCCAUAAAAUCCCCUGGUCUUUAUUUCUUAUUUCUUAUUUCCCCUCGAGGUUUAAAAUAUGGAAGAGAAGAAAUGAUACAAGGUAGUCCUUUUAGGGCACAAAAGGUACAACGUAGAUGCUUUUAGAAAGAACUUUUGCCAUGCAAAAAUCCAUUAAAUAGGAGAUUAAGGGCGAUCUUUUAGUAAAAGCAGACACAAGUUACAUUAUGUUUGUAAAAUUGAUAAAUGGUUAUUUCUACGAUGCAAACUUUUGGUUGUAGCAACAUUUUGAUAACGUUCUUCAGUAUGUUCAAUCGAUUAAUGUAUAUAUUGUAAAGGAGUAUUGACAAUUUAUUUAAUUGAUUCGAUAUCUUUGCAUGUUGUAUAUGAAAUAUGCCUUAAAGUAAUGAAAAAUGCAUUCUAGUGAUUGGGAAAGGUUGCUUGCUGCCUUUUCGCUUAUCAGGAAAUAAUCCUCAACAUAAGCACAAGCACAGCUACUUGACACGAAAGACAAAAGCAAAUUGUAAAGAAAAUUCUUAUUGUUUUGUUUCCUCCAACCUCUGGAGAAUAUGCUUUACUUUGUUUUGUCGCUUGUGCUUAUCCUUUAAUUGAAAAUUAGGCUUUAUGAAACUUGUGAUUCUUUUCCCCUUUCAUUCUUUUCUUUCUGCUCGUUUUAAAAGAGCAACAAAAAGAGUUGAAUUCAUUUUUCUGAUGAUUACAAGACAUAACUAAACAAUUUACCGCAAGAAGACAAUGCGAUAAUUCAGUAGCUUAAUGUAUUCAAAAUUAUUAGAUUCAAACAAAAAAUUAAAUGAAUGCUCAUUCAGCAAUGAAA
Messenger RNA from Xenia sp. Carnegie-2017, 4874 nucleotides. RefSeq names its product contactin-6-like. The transcript is spliced from 18 exons. Gene Ontology annotation, molecular function: protein binding. Gene Ontology annotation, biological process: cell-cell adhesion. Bases 320 to 3724 code for a protein of 1134 amino acids. The record is from RefSeq and is a predicted model, not a curated record. NCBI's taxonomy places the organism in Eukaryota, Metazoa, Cnidaria, Anthozoa, Malacalcyonacea, Xeniidae.